Galdieria sulphuraria is the source of this 975-nucleotide messenger RNA. RefSeq names its product transcription factor TIFY1. NCBI's taxonomy places the organism in Eukaryota, Rhodophyta, Bangiophyceae, Galdieriales, Galdieriaceae. The transcript has a single exon. The record is from RefSeq and is a predicted model, not a curated record. Gene Ontology annotation, biological process: regulation of DNA-templated transcription. Bases 4 to 681 code for a protein of 225 amino acids. Gene Ontology annotation, molecular function: sequence-specific DNA binding; zinc ion binding.
UUGAUGUCCGUUCCUCGAGAAACAUUAUCCAGACUAGAAAAGUUUUUAGAAAGUGAACCUGAGGGGUUUCCAGAGUUUCCACAAGAGACAAGAGAUGAUUAUGAAGAAGAAACUGCGUCACUGACACCUAUCGUAUCCAUAUUGGGUGAGGUAAGAGACAGUUCUCAGAAUAUUUGUAAACUGGCAGUGGAGUGGAGAUAUCUGCAUCCUCAAAAAGGACAAAAGAUAACGUUAGAAGACGAAGAUUAUGUUCGUAGUUUAGUUCCAGAAGUUUUCGCGGCAUAUCUCUUGAAGAGAAGAAAGCCUGUUCUGGAAGCGGAAGCGGUAUGGAAUACAUUACCAUCGGAAGACGAAAUAUCUGAUAAAGAAGAAUUCGUUGAAGAUAAAGUUGUUGAAGAGUUUGAAGAAAUGGAUGGCGGUUCUCCUAAUUUAGAAGCAGACAGCAGUUGUUUGGAGUCUGAAGAGAGUUCAUAUUCACCUUCUGAAGUUUCCAACUCACGUAGAACCCAUGUCAAAAGAAGUUCUCACAAAGUUUCGGUGAAAAAUAAGGAAUGUAUGGACCACUGCACUUACUGUGGAAAGUCGAAAGAAGAAACUCCUAUGAUGAGAAGAGGACCUAGCGGCAAGACAGAACUAUGCAACGCGUGUGGACUACGAUUUGCCAAAUAUGGCAAACUUUGAAGAGAUAUUUAUAGAAUACUAACUUGGGGUUGAAUGAAGAAGAAAUGGUGGACUUGUGUAUAGGUCUAUAGAGAGUAUAUACAGAAGUACAUCGAUUGGUAGAAAAUAUUUUUAUCAUUGGUCUUGUUGUUCAUUUGUGAUUAGAGUGGUGUAGGAUUCGGUAGGAAAGAUUUAGAUGAGUUGCUUUGAUUUUUUUGAAGGAUAUGUAUGUAGCGCCGCACUAUUUGAAUCAUUUAUGUAGAAUCUCGAUAUUGAUGAAUAAAUGAAUCUCCUUCCCUAGUUUAGAAACUAUUU